GAAAAUUUUCAGUAAGGGUUAUCCCCGGCGCUCUUGUUAACUUGUCCAUUGACGACAAAGGGCUAGCUGGAAGUGAAGCGUAGUCGAAAAAUCCGUGACAGUGACAUUGAGAGGAUUGGCGUUACGGGAUAUGACAUUGGGCUUCCUCGUGAACAUGUCGAGAGGGAGUUGGAAAAACUUUACUCGCAAUUCUUCUCUCUGGAGGUAUGCUUUUAUUUAUUUUGUGGGAGAAGGCGCAGCAGACAAGGCGUUACAACUUAAUGGAAGUGACAUGGGAGGAUGGACUGUCGAUGCUGAGGCCUUGCCCUUUCCUGAAGAAGACGACAAUUACGUUGCAUUUCAGGUUAAAGGAUAUGAUACUUCGCUUAGUAAGUCUGAUAUCAAGUGCGAGUUGAGUAAACUUUUCUCUUCGUGUGGAAAGAUUGAUGAUGUCAGGAUUUACGAGGGCUUCUCUAUAGUGUAUCUAGUGGGGAAAGACGCAGUAGACGAGGCCCCAAAGCUUAGUGGGACCGACAUGGGAGGGGGGCACAAAGUAGUUGUUCGGUUUGUUGCUUACCAUGGAAGAACCAUUGUCCACCCCCGCCGCCACAAAGGCCGCAUCAUUCGUGGCCGCCCAAGUACGCAUACGUAAAUAUGUUUUUGAUUC
Arabidopsis lyrata subsp. lyrata is the source of this 646-nucleotide messenger RNA. RefSeq names its product nucleolin 1. The coding region runs from base 131 to 631 and encodes 166 amino acids. The record is from RefSeq and is a predicted model, not a curated record. The transcript is spliced from 5 exons. NCBI's taxonomy places the organism in Eukaryota, Viridiplantae, Streptophyta, Magnoliopsida, Brassicales, Brassicaceae. Gene Ontology annotation, molecular function: nucleic acid binding.